Molecule: messenger RNA, 675 nt
Organism: Linum trigynum
Lineage: Eukaryota; Viridiplantae; Streptophyta; Magnoliopsida; Malpighiales; Linaceae
Source: the annotation of a GenBank genome assembly
AUGGAUGCUCCGAGCUCGUGGGACGCUUUACGUAAACAGGCUAGAAAACUUGAAGCUCAAUUAGAUGAACAGAUGAAUUCCUAUCGUAAGCUAGUAUCCUCAAAAGGUUCUGCAAAAGUUGAUUCUGAUGAGAAUGAUCUCGAAUCUAGUAUAGAACGAUUAUUAGAUCAGCUUCAACAAGUAAGUUUGCAGAUGCAAGCUUGGGUAUCAUCUGGUGGGUCUGAAAUGGUAUCGCAUACCUUGACAAGGCAUCAAGAGAUUCUUCAAGAUCUCAGACAGGAGUUUCACCGUCUUCGUUCGAGCCUGAGAGCUAAGCAAGAACAUGCCUCACUUCUUGAUGAUUUCAGAGAGUUUGAUCGGACAAGACUAGAUUUAGAAGAAGGUGCAGACUCAUCAGACCAGGCUCUUCUUAGAGAACAUGCAACCAUUAACCGGAGUACUGGACAGGUGGAUACUGUAAUUUCUCAAGCUCAGGCAACACUUGGUACCCUUGUUUUCCAACGUUCAACUUUCGGCGGAAUCAAUUCAAAGCUCACUAAUGUUAGCAGCAGACUCCCAACGGUAAAUCACAUUCUUUCAUCAAUAAAGAGAAAGAAGUCCAUGGAUACCAUCAUUCUUUCUCUGGUUGCAUCAGUAUGCACCUUCCUUAUAUUCAUUUAUUGGUUGACCAAGUGA